GGAGUGGCAGGCGUCGCGUCCAGAGAGCUCCAGCCUUGGAGCUGCGGAGGCGGGGCUUGCGGGCAGCUCCCGAGACCGACUCGGAGCUGAUUGGCUCGGUCCGCGGCCUCCAGGUCGGGGCGUGGGAGCGCGCGGGACGCUGGAGGGAGCAUCGUGGAGCCUGGGCCGUCGAAGCUCCCUCCGCCAGACAGCGUGGGGACCGGCCUUGGAGAAGAGGGCGGAGGGAACUACGGGGAAGACUUAUUUUCCACCCGGUUCAGUCGCCCUCGGCGCCCCCCACCCCCCCAGGAUCGCCUGGGCUCCUCCUCCCAGGCCUCCGCGACGCUCUGCAAAUGCGAGCUGCUCGCCGCACAGCUGCCCUAGGACGCGCUCCUGCCUCCCUCUCGGAAUGGGACCGCGUGUGAGCGCCUGGGGUGUGGAGGAGCAGGGGCUGCAGCCUCCAUUCCAGCAGAUCCGGCUCCUGAAACACCUGCCCCUGUAAUUAAUCAAUCCUUCCUUCCCUGAUUCCCCAGGCAAAGCUAGAAAAUAAAAUCCCGGAAUAUGGGCCCCGCCCCCAAGUGCGCUCCACUCCAGGCCAGGCGGGAGUCAGUGGGGUGCCUUCCAGCACUGGGGGCUCCACAGGGAAAUGGGAGCCCUCGCUGGGCCUCGCAUCUCCACCCCCAACUCCCAGGAAUGUCCUGCCUACACUUUGAUGGCAAAAAGGUGAAAGAUGCAAAUGCUGCUGAUACCUAUUCAGCUGACUUCACCCAAAUGCCUUGGGAAUUUCCUCCCUCCCUGCUAUCUGGGCAGAGGGGUGCUGUGGCCCCUGCUGACUCACUUUUGCUGGCUACCACCUCGCCCUAAUAAGGUGAUCCAAUGACCAGGGACCUUCAACUUUUACUCUUUAACCUGAACCUCUUUUCCUACCAGAGGCUGCUUUCUGACUUUGGAGGUAGGGUGUGAUCAUUGGUCAACAUGUUUUCAACCUUGUCUCAUCACCCAUUAACUGAGGAAGGGACAAGCAAAUCACCUGCCCCCUGACCCUCAUCCCUACCCCUAAUUUCAACUCCUUUCUCCUUUCUUCUGUUCCCUAAAAUCUCUUGCAAGUUGCAGUGAAGGGGGGCGCGGGCGUAGAGUUGGGGAGUGGUCCUAAUGGGACAGAGUUACUGAGGGCUGAGGGUUGAUGUGUCAGAGCUUCCAGAGAAACAUAGCACUCUGACUUCCUGCAGCGCGGACCUAGGGACUGCUGCCCCAGACCCCAACAGAGCGAACCUCUAGUAGGCCUACAGGACACCCUGCCUCCAUGAAGGCCUGCACCAGGCGUCCCCCAUGCACUUGUCCCCUCCUCCCCAUCUCUCCAACGUGUUUACUCCAACAUGGUCCACCCCAAUGUCCCUCCACAGUCCUUGUCACCUGACAGGGGGGUGGGGAAGCAGGCAGAUACAUGGGCCCUGCCUCCCCAGCCAGGCCAGGCAUAGGCGCAAGGACAGAGGCACUGACCAGGCCACCUCCCCAUAUCACCACCAUGAAGCUGCUUGUAGUGGCGGUGCUGCUCCUCACCAUCUCUGGCCUCGAAGCCUUGGUCCGGAGGCAGGCAGAGGAGACGAGCCUGCAAAGCCUUUCUCAGUACCUGCAAACCGUGACCGACUAUGGCAAGGACCUGGUUGAGAAGGUCAAGGGCCCAGAGGUCCGGGCCCAGGCCAAGGCUUACUUGGAGAACACACGUGAGCAGCUGACACCCCUGGUCAAGAAGGCUGGGAAUGAGCUGAUGAGCUUCCUCAAUUACUUCGUGGUAUCCCAAUCACCGUCGGAUGCCCAGCCACCCCAAGCUGGCCCCUAGGACACGUCUGGCUGGCCUCCAGCGCCCUCUGUCCCCACACCUU
Molecule: messenger RNA, 1862 nt
Organism: Myotis lucifugus (little brown bat)
Lineage: Eukaryota; Metazoa; Chordata; Mammalia; Chiroptera; Vespertilionidae
Gene: APOA2
Product: apolipoprotein A2
Biological process (GO): cholesterol homeostasis; cholesterol metabolic process; lipoprotein metabolic process
Cellular component (GO): extracellular region; very-low-density lipoprotein particle; blood microparticle
Molecular function (GO): high-density lipoprotein particle binding; apolipoprotein receptor binding; cholesterol binding
Source: RefSeq, a predicted model, not a curated record